Molecule: messenger RNA, 2054 nt
Organism: Harmonia axyridis
Lineage: Eukaryota; Metazoa; Arthropoda; Insecta; Coleoptera; Coccinellidae
Gene: pio
Exons: 8
Coding region: 306-1520 (404 amino acids)
Source: RefSeq, a predicted model, not a curated record
AACGAGACAGGUAAGAACACAGGUGUCGGCACCUUCGCGCUCUUGCACCUUCAAACGAGUUGUCAGUCGUUCUUCGUAACGGGUUGUCAGGUGGUGCGUUGAGAAUUGCGGAAGACGAGAUGUGCCCUGGAGUUUCGUGAAAAGCAAUAUUUUCCGCGGAUCUACAAUUUUCGGUUAGGCGUGCAGAUAAAAAAAAUAUGGUGUAAAAUUGUGCCAUCAACAACUAGUGGAUUAUCUUCGUUCGCCCUUGCCCAUUGGAAUUCCCGUCAUCGCGUCUUGAUCCUUGUCUUUGAAGGACCGACACAAUGGGAGUAUUCGAUAGUUGUCCGAUCGUAUCCACCUCUUCUCUGGCCAUUUUCGCCUUACUGGCCAUCACUUCACACUUCUCAACAGAGGCUGCCAAUCUUCCACCAGUAACUGCAUCGCCCGAAGUCCCAACGGACGUCAGCGUGACCUGCAACAGCGACCAGAUCGAGGUGAAGAUCAACACAAGAUCGGGGAGGUUCAACGGCAUGAUCUAUCCCAGAGGGCUGUCGAAGAACAGCACCUGCAUGGGGGAAUGGGUGCAGAAACCCGCCCCCAUACGCUACAACCUCCCCCUCAGGGGAUGCAACACCAUGAGCACAGAACUGGACGACGGUGGCAUUGAAUACUUCAAUACCAUAGUUGUUCAACCACACCUCAAGCUUGUGACCAACCAAGGCCGUGGAUUUCACAUACGUUGUAGAUACAACACCCGAAACAAUACAGUGAUGAAUGACUCUCUCAAAGUCGAUUUGAUGGCAGCCGAUCCGCUGGUGGCGAAUGCUGCCAUGCCUGGUUGCAGCAUGCGUAUCUACUCGGACCCGAAGAGGAAAGAGGUGGCCGAGAACGUGAAGAUCGGCGACCCGCUCACCCUCGACAUCACCCUGGACCGACAGGACCUGUACGGGCUGUGGGUGACCGACUGUCUCGUCAGGGACGGACUGGGCUGGGGCGAGCAGAAGCUAAUUGACCGCGAGGGUUGUCCACUCGACCCGGAGAUCAUGGGGCUGUUCGAGUACAGCGAGAAUAACACUAAGGCCACAGUCAAGUUCCAGGCCCACAAGUUCCCCUACACCCCCUCUGUCUACUACCAGUGCAACGUCAAGCUCUGCCUGAAGGCCGAUGGCGCCUGCGACAUCGCCCCUCCAAACUGCAGUCCCAAAUCUGAGGGGAACCGGGUUCGAAGGCAGGCCCACGACGAAGGUAUCCCUGCCACGAUAGAAGUGUACAGCGGGCUUUACGUGAACGAAGCCAACGACCUCGCCAAAGCGGAGGAAGACAGCGUCUACAGCGAGAAGACCUCCGACGACACAAUAUGUAUCUCUCAGAGAACUUUUGCUAUUGGAAUAUGCGUUGCUGGAUUGAUUUUGAUGGUCUGUGUUGUGUUCGCAACCAUGUGCCUGAUGGCAAGAAGAAGACCGAAGACAACCUCACAUCUUGGAAGCUCAAUUUACAGCGGACCUUACACAAACACAGCCUACAGUCACACUUCUUAGAGAGUGGUCUUGAAAGUAAUCGCGACUCUUGAACUGAGACUCAAAUGUUACGUUUCAGUCUUAAAACUGCCAUUUCCUCGAGUAUUAGUCAGUAAAAUAUCGAAACACCGAUAAAGGUGAAAAUAUUCAUACGAAUUUUAACCUCAAGCAUUGCCAUCUUAUUUUUCCGUAAACUUGAUUGUUAUUGUUUGUCUGAAGAAAUUUUGUGAUUAUUAAGUAACAAUAUUAAGGGGUAGGUGAAGGAACUCUUAGAAUUAUCACUUUCUGUUAGGUAACUUCUUCAUUUUUAUUAUUUCAAACUGUCAUCUUUUCUUUCCUGAAAUUAAUAUGUGUAAUAUUUUAACUCAUGGCUUUUCACGAAAAUAACUCUCAGCACAAGACCUGAACAGGUCCUGUGUUUUUGGUCUUGAAUCACAACAGCAUUUUCUUUCGGUGUAAAUAGUAAAAAUGCCGUUCUGGUUCUUGAUCUGGAGAAAAUACGAAUACAAAUGAGAAUAUUGCUAUGAUCAGAAAGAAUAAAAUUCUUUUUUCAAA